CUUUUAUACAUUUUAUGAAUUAUUUUACUCCAGAUGAAAUAAAAUUUGGAAUGAUAAUUUACAUGUAUCAACAAAAAUAUAAUUUGUUACAAGUCUUAUCGUGUCGUCUUGUGUCUUAAAUAAAAAAAUAAUAAAUGCACGAUAUCGUAUCCUUGUUCACUUUUUUGUGAGGUUGUCACAUUUCGGAAACGGCAAGAUUCAAAGAAGUUAUUUAUAGAUGAUGGUAAACAAUGCGACAACGUUGCAUUGUGUUAAUUUAAUUUGUGUACAAACAAAUUCUGACUCUGACAGUUAAUUGAGGUUAACAGCCUAGUAUAAACAGUUUAAUUUAAAGACCACGGUUUUAAAAUAUUGUGGCAAUGAAUUAUAAGAGAAAAUCAUGUAUUCCGUACUUUUUAUACUGGGUAAUUUGAAAAAUCAAACCAGGUGCGCGGUCAUCAACCUGCAUUGAUCUGUGGUAAGGAACCAAAGACUUCCGUUGUAUCGCCCUAAAAAGGUAGUUACUAGAAUAUUAAGAAUGAGGAAAAGUGCCUACCUUAAGAAACAUGCAACUUAAGUGAUUAUUUGACGCUUAAAACGUAGAGAGUAAUUUAAAAUAAGACUGAAAUGCAUAAAAGGGAAGAAAAUUUCGACCAGAAGAAAUUGGAUCUGGAAGUAUGGCUGCAAAAAAUGGAAUCAAGACUAGCUGGUAUGGCUCCAGUUGGUCAUACUGCAGACGUCUUGGAGGUGCAGUUAAGAGAACAAAAAGGUUUACAUGCUGAAUUGCAUCAAUUCAAAUCGCAAAUUGAAGGUUUUCAACAGUUAACCCAAAAGUUGAUCACUGCCCAUCAACAUGAAGAUACAAGUCGAUAUAAAAAGGCAGCUGAAUUUAUUAACCAACACUACCUCCGCCUCGACGCUUGCGUCAUUAAUCGCGGCAAACUGCUCCAUUCCGCCCUGAGCUCCCUCCAAAAUCUCGAUCGGUCUCUGGACAAAUUCCUGGGGUGGCUCAGUGAAGCGGAAAGCGUCGUCGAAACGUUAGAAGGCGAUACCGAGUCCAGACGGGCCACGCAACAGCUCAAGGAGCUUCAAGCGGACGUCGAGCGACAGGCCCAAACGCAUCGGUCACUUAGAAAUUCCAGUUUGGCUCUAUUGGGGUCUCUGGCAGCAGAAGAUGCCCUCAUGUUGCAGUUGAGAGGCGAUGAAAUGGAAAGAAGGUGGCAGGCGCUUCGCACAAGAACGUCAGAUCUUCGAAACAGAUUAGAACAUAACGCUGACUACUGGAACGCUUUGUUGCUGUCUUUACGUGAACUUACUGAAUGGGUAAUUAGAAAAGACACAGAACUCGGAUUGGCUGCUAGACAGGACGAUCAUCGUGCUUUCAGACAACAAUUAGAAGAUAAGAGACCCUUGGUCGAGAGCAGCUUAAGAAGCGCUCGACAGUUUGUGGCGGGCGAUCCGUCUGGUGAAUUGGCCAGAAAUUUAAGAAGAGAAUUAGUUAAAUUAUCAGACAAAUGGAACGCUUUAAUCGAUAAGAGUGAUCAGCUGGCUACGAGAUUUGAGCAAAACUCAAUUAAACUGAAACAACUCACCGUGAACUUAGAAGAAGCAUGUUCAGCUGUAUCGCGCUUGGAAAGGGCCACCUUGAGUUGGAGUGGACCUCGCAGUGCGGCCGAAGCCAGAGAAUUGCUGUCCAAUCUUCGUACAUUAGAACAGCAAUUACCCUCACUGCAGAGAACUCUAGAAGAGGCCAGAAUGCAAGCAGCGAAUAUCGGAAAUGCUUUGCCGAACAAUCUAGCUGCUCAGUUGGAAGACUGCGCGGCGAGAUGUAGGGCUCUGCAAGCUGCUAUAAGGGAAAGAAGGGACCAGUUAACCAGCAGUACUCAAGGCGAAAUAUCCCCUGGACCCCCGAGCGUCCAACCGCCAUGGGAGCGUGCCAUAACACCCAACAAAGUACCGUACUACAUUAAUCACAGUACUGAAACCACCCAUUGGGACCACCCCCAAAUGCUGGAAUUAGCCGUUUGUCUUCUCCAACUCAACGAAGUGCGUUUCUCGGCGUACCGUACUGCCUUGAAGUUGCGCGCCAUCCAGAAGAAAAUGUGUCUGGACAUGGUGUCGAUCAGCGGAGCUUCUGAGGCAUUCGACUUGCACGGAUUGAGGGCCCAGAACGAUAAGAUUUUGGACGUGGCCGAUAUGGUGUUGGUGUUGAGGGCAAUUUUCGGGAAUAUUGCCAACUCGGAGAAUACUCCGAUUGAUGUGCCGUUGUGCGUUGAUUUAGCUUUGAAUUGGUUGUUAAAUGUGUUUGAUAGCCAGCGUACUGGACAAAUUAGAGUGCUUAGUUUUAAGGUAGGAUUAACGCUUUUGUCCAAAGGACACCUAGAAGAUAAAUACAGAUAUCUGUUUCGACUGAUAGCUGAUCCACAACAAAAGGCAGAUCAACGAAAGUUGGGUCUGCUGUUGCACGACAUUUUGCAGAUCCCAAGACAACUGGGCGAAGUGGCUGCGUUCGGUGGCUCCAACAUCGAACCCAGCGUCAGAAGUUGUUUGGGAGAACGCGAAGAUCUCGAAGCUGCCCACUUUUUGGCUUGGUUGAAACAGGAACCGCAGUCUCUAGUGUGGUUACCGGUUCUUCACCGUCUAGCCGCCGCCGAAAAUGCCAAACACCAAGCCAAAUGUAACUCCUGCAAGCAGUACCCGAUCAGCGGCCUCCGGUACCGCUGUCUCAAAUGCUUCAAUUUCGACAUGUGUCAAAGUUGCUUUUUCUCCGGUCGUCUCACGAAAGGUCACAAAUUAAACCACCCGAUGCACGAAUAUUGCGCCGCCACGACGUCCGUAGAAGACGUCAGGGACUUCACGAAAGCGUUAAGGAACAAAUUUAAGAGCAAGAGGUACUUCAACAAGCACCCGAGAAUGGGUUAUUUGCCUGUUAGAUCCGUCUUGGAGGGAGAUGAGCUCGAGAGUCCUGUGGCUUCGCCGCAGCAUAACGAUAUGCAUUCCAGGUUGGAAAUAUAUGCUAGUCGUCUAGCCGAAGUGGAACUACGAGCCGCAUCACCUGAAGACGAGCAUCGUUUGAUAGCUGACUACUGUCACUCUCUGGAAGGUGCUCCUGCUAGUCCCGGCCAACUUAUGCUCGUUAUCGACGAAGAACAACGAGCCGAAUUGCAGGACAUGAUCAGGGAGCUGGAAGUUGAGAACCAGGCUCUUCUCCAAGAGUAUGAUCAGCUUCAAAGAGGAAACAAUCCUAUACCCCAACCACAACCUCAACAUGACGUCCUGGCGGAAGCCAGAUUAUUACGACAACACAAAGGCCGGCUGGAAGCCCGAAUGCAAAUCCUCGAAGACCACAACAGACAACUUGAGGCACAAUUGCAACGCUUAAGGCAACUAUUGGACGAACCUCCGACGGCGACGUUGCAAACUCGAAGCGUUACGGCGUCGCAACUGAAUCAAGAUACGCCCGGUAGAAUUAGUCAACCCCCACCACCAGCUGAUCACCGUUAAUGUCAAUGAAAUUUUAGGAUUUAAUGAGAUUUUUGACUGAUUUUUCGACACGAGUUGUUAAUUAAGGGUGUUCUGGUUUAAUUCGAAAUGUACAAUGCAUGUAAAUUAGUUUCCAGAUGAAUAGUAAGAAGUAAGUUUGUAUGGGAGUUUGAAUUAACCAAAACGAGUGUCAAAUAACGGAUUAUUUGUCUUUAUAGUGGCAAGAUGUAAUAGAGGCAAAUACGUUUUUUGCAAGAGAUCUUUUAUAUAAUUUUGAUUAGGAUGCAGAAUGCAGCGACAGCUGCAGAACAUCGCCCUAUGUUGACGAAAUCUUUUAGCAGUUCAUAACCAAACAUAUAAAUUAGGUCUUCUGUUGGUCCUUUUUUGGUGUGAUUUCCGUCUAAUAGGGCCUUUAUUAAUAUUGCGUUAUAAUGGAUGUCGUCUUAAUCUUACAAUGACAAAAGAUUAAAACUCGGAAUCAGAACUAUGCACCGCGCGAACAGUAAAUUCGUCUUGCAUGAAGUUGAGACGCUAAUUAAGCGCUAAUUUUAAGAAAUACUGACCAUAUUUCAAAACGGGACUUCAAACCAUUAUGACAAUCACCCUAAGAAAUGUGCUUCUUAAUCCUUCCAAAUGACAAACAAACCGCUUAUAUAUAAAAUAAGAAACAUUUUCAAGUACAUAUUAGGUUAGCUAUUUGAUACCAUUUGCAAUACGUUUGAUUAACAGAUAGCCUGCCAUUUUAUGCACCAACAUUCCAAAUUGACUACUGAACUGGUGAAAAUUGUGUCAGUUGAGACGCGUAAAUAAUUGUAUACAUUUUAAGACAUCUCUUAAUUUGUUUAGUAAGAUCAAAACGUUUUCAUAUUCUUCGUUAGCAUAUUUUAAUAUAACGUAUUGCAAAUGGCGCUCUUUAAUUAUAGUAUCUCGCCAAAUUUAUAAUUUUGCACAAAUAAUACUCUUUAAUUUUACAAAAUUACAAGGCUGAUGACCCAAAGUAUUUUUUAUUGAUUUUUUGUAUCAAAAAGACUUGAAUGCUAAUUUAUUAAAAUUUAUGUACAAAAAAUAAAAAAAUUGCAAGUGAUAAUUAUUGUAAUGCUCGAUAAAAGGAAAUUUGUUUUUGUAUAAUUUUUAUAAAUACAAAUUUGGAUACUUAACCUCGAUUGUUUCUAUGAAGGGUUUAAUAUUAAAUUGUUGUUUUGUAGCUUUGUCUUUAUACAAUUUAUUAACAUAGCAUUCAAAAACAAAUUUUCCCAAAAACUGAUUAGAACCCAUGACAGAAUUGAGGUAUAAAUGCAAAGUGUAACCAAUAAUUGUAUAUUAGGUAGACUGUUGAUUCGAUAUUAAAAUGCUUGUGUGUUAUGUAAUUGUAAUGCAAGGAAUCCAUAUCAUUAUACACAUCAUGUUUGUUACAAUUUAGUUGAUAGUGAAGCCUAGAUAUUUAUUUUGUUAAAUUGUUAUAAGUUAGGCGAUUAUUAGCAAGCCUAUUGAAUAAAAAUCUUUUAUCGGUU
Molecule: messenger RNA, 4973 nt
Organism: Psylliodes chrysocephalus
Lineage: Eukaryota; Metazoa; Arthropoda; Insecta; Coleoptera; Chrysomelidae
Source: the annotation of a GenBank genome assembly